AUGUCAACCUAUCUGGAACCAUUAAAUAAUCUACUAAGACAUGGAAAGAAGUUUACAUGGAAUAAGGAGUGCGAGGAUGCCUUUGUGAAGAUCAAAGCUGAAAUCACCAGUGAACGAAUAUUAGCUCAUUAUGAUCCGAGUGAAGCAUUGGUACUUGCUACGGAUGCAAGUCCAACUGGCUUAGGUGCUUGUUUAUCUCACAGAUACAAAGAUGGAUCAGAGAAACCAAUAGCAUUUGCCUCAAGAACUCUCACAAAAUCAGAAAGGAAGUACAGCCAAAUCGACAAAGAAGCGGUAGGAAUUUACUGGGGGUUGAAGAAAUUUUUCGCCUAUUGUUAUGGAAGAAAAUUUGUUCUAAUUACAGAUCACAAACCCCUCGUUUCCAUUUUUGAUCCUGCAAAAACCUUACCUUCAAUGACAGCUUCAAGAAUGUUUAACUAUGCUCACUUUUUAUCAGGAUUUGAUUACACGAUUGAAUACCGCAAUACAACAGAACACGCUAAUGCAGACUUUUUAUCUCGAUUUCCGGUCACCGAGGUACCAGAAAAUGUAUUUGAUGAUCACGAGCAGUACCUGAUGAACCAAGUGGAAGCAAUGCCAGUGACAAGAAUAAAGAUUGAAGAGGAAACAAGGAAAGAUGAAAAUCUCAAAGUGAUAUCACACUAUUUAAACACAGGAAAAAGUUUAAAAGAACUGGGAUUAAAUGCCAAUGAGUUUUGCUUAAUGGAUGGCUGUGUGUUCAGAGGGAAUAGAAUAUGCGUACCUUUAACUUUAAGAAAACAAGUUCUAAACGAGUUGCAUGCCGGUCAUAUGGGCAUGACGAAGAUGAAACUUCUGGCUAGAAGUUACUGCUAUUGGCAAAAUAUUGAUCAGGAGAUAGAAAAUUUAGUCAAACAUUGCUACUCAUGCCAACAAAAGCUCAAAAGUCCACCUAAGGAAACGGUCCACCCAUGGGAACCUCCAAGCGGGCCAUGGGAACGUAUUCACGUAGACUUUGCAGGACCAAUAAAAGGCUGGAGUUACUUCAUUGUUGUCGAUGCUUACAGUAAAUGGGUAGAGGUCAUCCCGACUAAAUCGACAACAACUGACUGGUGCCUAAAACAACUAGAUAACUUAUUUGCAACAUUCGGUUAUCCUCAUGUCCUUGUUUCAGACAACGGGACUCAGUUAACAUCAACUUUGUUUGAAAACUACCUCAAGAAGUAUAAAAUAAUACAUAAAACAAUCGCUCCUUUUUGUCCAAAAUCUAAUGGUCAAGUAGAAAGGUCAGUUCAAACGGUCAAGAACCUCUUACAUGCUUGUGGGGGAGGACACAAUGAGGAUAAGAUAAACACGAUACUGAAACAGCUAAGGAAGACGCACCAUUCAGCAACAGGACAAUCUCCAUACUUGCUUAUGUUUGGGAGAAACGUAAGAACCGAAAUGGAUUUAAUGGUUGAGAGGACACCCACACCGCAAAUGAAACGUCAAGUUUUAACUAGAAGAAGUUUCUCAAAAGGACAAAUAGUGUUGAUGAGAAAUUAUUCAAACAUGUCAGAAGAAAUUUGGUCAAGAGGAAUAGUAGAAAGGCCGCUUGGGAACGUGAUGUACCUUGUCCAAUCAGAAGACGGGCGGUUAUUUAAGAGACACUGCGACCAACUAAGAGCAGCUUAA
Molecule: messenger RNA, 1653 nt
Organism: Macrosteles quadrilineatus (aster leafhopper)
Lineage: Eukaryota; Metazoa; Arthropoda; Insecta; Hemiptera; Cicadellidae
Exons: 1
Coding region: 1-1653 (550 amino acids)
Biological process (GO): DNA integration
Molecular function (GO): nucleic acid binding
Source: RefSeq, a predicted model, not a curated record